Gambusia affinis (western mosquitofish) is the source of this 5214-nucleotide messenger RNA. It is a transcript of the gene abcb9, whose product is annotated as ATP-binding cassette, sub-family B (MDR/TAP), member 9. The transcript has 11 exons. Gene Ontology annotation, biological process: transmembrane transport. Gene Ontology annotation, cellular component: membrane. Gene Ontology annotation, molecular function: ABC-type oligopeptide transporter activity; ATP hydrolysis activity; ATP binding. The record is from RefSeq and is a predicted model, not a curated record. Lineage: Eukaryota; Metazoa; Chordata; Actinopteri; Cyprinodontiformes; Poeciliidae. Bases 1410 to 3815 code for a protein of 801 amino acids.
CAGAUGCGAGCUCACAAGAAACAGUGUAGCCUUAACCAGCCCAUAUUAAGUUUCUAGAAUGGGUGGCGCAUCUCGUAUAUAUAGGAUCUGUGAAAUUCUACGGCUUGUUGUGGUAAUGACCGCCAUAUGGCUCCUCCCAGAAGAUUACUCAACUGUGUGCUGAAACAUUAUAAUCACUCAGUUAAAUAGUUUAAACAUUUAACUUUAAAAAGCCAUGAGAACUGAAUAACUUUAUUGUUACAUUAUAAAGUUGAUCAAAUUCCAAAUGUUUCUGAGAGUCAUAUAAUUAGAAGUCCCCGCAGGUGUAAUACAUACCAUAUUCACGGUUUUCUCUCCAGGUGUGAAAUAAUUAUUUAGGUCAAAUAUUUCUGCUCAGAUUCCUGUUUUAUGAGCAACAUUAAAGUAAAUUCAAACAGUAAAGUGAAUUUAUCAUCAAUUAUGUCCGCACUUGAAAAGUGAGAAAAAAGAAAAAUAUCUUGACUUUAAAACCAUUGCAAACUAAAUGUAAGGUGAUGAUUUAACCUAACUUCUAUUAACAGUGCAGGGCAAAAACAAUGCUUUUUUUUCUUCGUUUGUUCACAAAUAAAGAUAGUGACGUGUGUCAUUGUUUUAAAGAGAUACAAACUGAGGUAGCAAUAAAUAGCUCAUAUCUUCAACUGUCGACAUGUUUAGAUGUGUGGCCGCCAUGCUGGAUAUUAUACAACACGUUCUAAUUUACUUAAUAAACAAAAAUAAAUCCAGAGUGUAAAGGGGCUCACUUAAUUGGCUCUUCCUGUGAGUGGUCUGGAGUAUAGACGAUCUUUGAUGCCGGUGUAAACUUGACACUUCGGCCAUACGUUUAAUGAAGCCCAACUUGCUUCGGUGAGGCGUGAGCGUCGCGUCUGUUUGCUUGUGUACUUUAACCAAAAUGGGACGCAAUUAGUAAGCAGAGGUAGUAUACAGACUGCUGGACGGUGAGGUAUAAAACCAAUAUGGUACUAUCUGUUACCUGAAAUUAGCUCAGCACCUGCUAGCUGCUAAUAUUAAACACCAAGCCACGAGGUAGUAAUAGUGGGAUGACUAGGAAUUACCUGCUCUUAUCGUCAUUCCUGGUAAUAGUUUAUUGUUCAGUGAACUACUUCAGUUCUUGAUAAUAUUUAAAAGAUAAGCUUGAAGGAACCGGAAGCAAAAAUAAUUUCAAAAUAAGAGUUUACGUUAGCGAUUGAGAUACUUAAAAAGGCGGAAGAUUUUUUUUUUUUUACAAUGUGAAAAUGUAAAUAAAAGUUACCAGAAAAGUUUGGUGUUUUUUUUUUAAAUUAAAUUUUAACAGUUUGAAAUAAGGCUAAAUAAUAAGUCUUAUUUUAAAAAAGUUGCUGUUUUUCCGGUCAGUAAAGCUUCGGGAGUUCUAAAGUCUGACUUAAAUAAUCAGCAUGGGCAUCCAUGCGCCUGUCAUCUGCACUCUGCUGUACGUUGUCCUUGACAGUGUCAUCACCACUGUCCUAUACAUUAAGGGGACAGAGCUGUCCCUCUUCAUACGUGAUGUCGUGGACUUUGACAUCCUGAGCUCGGCCCUUGACCUGUGGGGCAUUGUCCUUUUCCGAGCGUCCCUCCUGCUGGGUGCCUCCAUUGGGGUUUUAUGGAACAGGGAGGACGGCCCGCCCAGGGUCACCCGGGUCACCACCAUCAUUCUCCUCUUCUGCAUGGUUGUCAUCACCUACACCCUGGCCAAGCUGCUGAUGCUGACCGAGGUGGAGCCCCUCAGCCAGCAGCCGUGGAUCCUGAGCCUGAUGGGAUGGACUUGCGCCUCCUCCCUGGGUGUCGUGCUGCUCUGGAGGCGGCUCGGGAGGGUUUCCAGCUCCGAGAGCGGGCUGAACGUCGUGAACAGCCGUGGAGGAGGAGGAAGGGUCUCCGAGGACACAGAGAAGCUGGUGGAUACAGCUGGUGAAGAGGAGGAGGCUGGAGGGAGGAAGGAGAAAGAGAAGGUCAGCUCUCGGGCUACGUUGGGACGCUUGCUCAGCUACUGCAGAAAGGAUGCUGGACUGCUUUCCUUAGCCGUCCUCUUCCUGUUCAUCUCUGCAGUGUGUGAAGCUUUCAUUCCAUUAUACUACGGGAAGGCCAUAGACAGUAUUGUGGUUCACCGGAGCAUGGAGUACUUUGCUAAACCUGUAGUCACAUUGGCUUCACUGGCUUUGGUCAGCUCGAUGGCCAUCGGAGUGCGAGGAGGAGUCUUCACCCUGACAUUUGCGAGAUUAAACCUUCGGCUGAGGAGCCGCCUCUUUAGAACCCUGAUGACGCAGGAAAUUGCCUUUUUUGAUGAAAACCACACCGGGGACAUCCUUUCACGUCUGUCAGCAGACACCACCCAGGUGAGCGACCUCAUCUCCCAGAACGUCAACGUGUUUUUGCGGAGCGUCAUCAAGGGCACCGGCUUCGUCAUCUUCAUGUUUCGGAUGUCCUGGAAGCUCACUCUGGUCACCAUGAUGGGAUUCCCUUUCAUCGCUCUGGUCUCCAAGCUUUAUGGCGAAUACUACAAGAAACUGACCAAAGAGGUGCAGACGGUCCUAGCAGAAGCUAACAAGGUCGCCGAAGAGACCAUCUCAGCCAUGAGGACAGUGAGGAGCUUCGCCAAUGAGAGCGGGGAGGCUGACUCCUACUACGCUAAACUCUUGGUCAUGUUCCAGCUCAACAAAAAGCAAGCCCUGGCCUACGCCUGCUACAUGUGGUCCAGUUCUAUAUCAGAGCUUGCUCUUGAAGUGGCUGUCCUCUACUACGGAGGCCAUCUUGUACUCACCAACCAGUUGAGCAGCGGCGGCUUGAUUUCUUUUUUCAUUUACAUGCUGGAGCUGGGAGAAUGUUUUGAGAGCAUUGCGUCAGUCUACACUGGCCUCAUGCAGGGAGUCGGAGCAGCUGAGAAGGUGUUUGAGUAUCUGGACAGGAAACCCAAACAUCCAGCGGAGGGCACCGAGGCUCCAAACUCCUGCACUGGUCUGGUUGAGUUUAAAGACAUCACCUUCGCUUAUCCAACACGGCCAGAGAUUGACGUCCUCAAGGGAGUGUCGUUCACUCUGCGGCCCGGAGAGGUGACCGCCUUGGUGGGGCCUUCAGGCAGUGGAAAGAGCUCCUGUGUGAGUCUGCUGGAAAAUUUCUACCUCCCUCAGAGAGGCCAAGUGCUGCUGGACGGGAAUCCUGUUAAUGAGUUUCAGCAUGACUAUCUGCACUCCAAGAUUGCUCUGGUGGGCCAAGAGCCUGUGCUGUUUGCCCGGACCAUUAAGGAGAACAUCUCCUACGGCCUGAGUGACGUCUCUAUGGAGAUGGUGGUGCAGGCUGCCACCAAGGCUAACGCUCAUGACUUUAUCACCAGCCUCCCCAAAGGCUACGACACAAGUGUUGGGGAGAAAGGCUUGCAACUGUCUGGGGGACAAAAACAAAGGGUGGCUAUAGCCAGAGCCCUCAUCCGCCAGCCACGCGUCCUCAUCCUGGACGAAGCCACAAGUGCUCUGGACGCAGAAAGUGAACAUAUUGUUCAGCAGGCUUUGAACAGCAUCAUCCAGCAACACACAGUGCUGGUGAUCGCCCACCGGCUCAGCACGGUGGAAAAGGCCGACAACAUCAUCGUGAUCGACAGGGGCCGCGUGGCCGAGCGGGGGAACCACAGUCAGCUGAUGGCCACCGGCGGCCUCUACUGCAAGCUGGUGCAGAGGCAGGUCCUGGGCAUCGAGACCGGGGCGGAGGUCCUCAAUCCGUCAGAGACUGUCCGGUGGAAGUCUGACAGAGGGCGGAGGAGACAAAGCACCGGCAGCAGUGGGAGCGAGUCGGAGCACAAUAUGCGCUACUGAGAUCGAGCUGCAGAGUGAAAGAUGUUUUCAACAUGACAGGCGAAUGAUAAUCAGGCUGAUCUGGGCUACUGUGACAGGAAAACACCACUAAAAGUCAAAGCACUCCACUAAUAUCCAAAGAAGUUGUCACUUUAAAGAUUCUGUACAAAAUUUUACAUCUACUUACUUAACAACUUCAUUAAAGUAGUUCAGGGGCUCUCAACAGCGUACAGUGUAAAAUAAAACAAGAUAAAUAAUUUCACAACUUUUCCACAUAAAUUGGCAAAUAUUUUGCACUAGGGCUUUCUCGAUGCAACUUUUUCACUUCCGAUACGAUACCAAUAUUGCAGCUUUGAGUAUGGACUGAUACCGAUAUUCACUCCAUACUAUAACAGCACAAAUUAUAACUUCUUUUAUUAGUUAUUCUGUAGUGUUUAAUGCUAGAAAAGGCUCUGUUGUGAACAACAAUAGAACAACUGAGCUAUUUAUUAUUAAGCAAUGGGUCUGUGUGUGGGCUACAAGCACUGCGGGAAAGAAAUGAUGCGGCGGACUAAAUGCUGGAGUGGAGUGCUUCUGUUAGCGCGCUUGAACAAGAGAUUUUAGAUGCAGGCCGGCCGAUACAAUCCGAUGCUCAGUUUUUAGCUGAUAUCAGACUGAUUUCCGAUAUUAAUAUCGGAUCGGGACAACCCUUAUUUUACACAAUUCAACUCAAAAACAAACUUGGAAGAAAAAAAUUUUUAAAAAUGCAAAAUGUGCAAUAACCCAGUUGUAUGCACAAGAGCUGGUGUGCUGCUUGUUUCAGAUUAUUUUCUGGUUCAGAGUAUCGGAAUAAAGCAAAAUUGUUUAUUACGAGAACAUAUAGAAUAUGAUCAGAAGGUAAUUCAUCCGUUAAUUCAACUGUGUUGGACCUGUACAUUUUGAGAGCAUCUGUUUAUACAAUAUUUUAAUGCAUCACAAGCCUUGAAUGAAUGCUCACUAAAUGCAUUAUCAGCUUAAAAAAAGGGAUGUGCUGCUGUCAAUGCACUUUUUGUUUUGUAGCAAUACCUCAUCGACAUCUCACUGUAACUGUUUUUUACUUUGAAGCUGUCUUGCUGUUUUUUAACUAAUGUGUUUUUAAAAAGGAAUUCCUUUAUUGGCACUACAUAUGCUGGAUAUACUUUCAAACACUGAAAAUGACAAAAAGGUGCGAUCGCUAAGUAUGUAUAAAAAAUGUAUGAUCUCCUGCUUGUUGUUGAAGAAAGUGUUAAUUGUAAAACAGGUAAGGAGCCAUACUAAUUUAUAGCAAAUAUUGUAAUGGCAACUACUUUGAUGCUUCCAGUUCUGUAGAGUUGUGGUGUAAACGCCAUGUUAAGUGCGUGUCUGUAUGUGUGUAUUCUAAAGUAUACAACUACAAUGGGCUUUUUUUAAGCUGAAAUUUGAA